This is a messenger RNA of Lottia gigantea (owl limpet), 417 nucleotides long. RefSeq lists its product as hypothetical. The transcript is spliced from 2 exons. The annotation marks the transcript as partial. Lineage: Eukaryota; Metazoa; Mollusca; Gastropoda; Lottiidae. The record is from RefSeq and is a predicted model, not a curated record.
AUUCAAGUUAGUAUCUUGAAUUUUCAAGCUAGUAUGUUGAAUAUUCAAGUUAGUAUGUUGAAUUUUCAAGUUAGUAUGUUGAAUUUUCAAGUAAGUAUGUUGAAUUUUCAAGUUAGUAUGUUGAAUUUUCAAGUUAGUAUGUUGAAUUUUCAAGUUAGUAUGUUGAAUUUUCAAGUUAGUAUGUUGAAUAUUCAAGUUAGUAUGUUGAAUUUUCAAGUUAGUAUGUUGAAUUUUCAAGUAAGUAUGUUGAAUUUUCAAGUUAGUAUGUUGAAUUUUUAUGUUGAAUUUUGUAAAUUGAAUUUUCAAGUUAGUAUGUUGAAUUUUCAAGUUAGUAUGUUGAAUUUUCAAGCUAGUAUGUUGAAUUUUCAAGUUAGUAUCUUGAAUUUUCAAGUUAGUAUCUUGAAUUUAGUAACUUGA